This is a messenger RNA of Trichoderma harzianum CBS 226.95, 1030 nucleotides long. RefSeq lists its product as hypothetical. Lineage: Eukaryota; Fungi; Ascomycota; Sordariomycetes; Hypocreales; Hypocreaceae. Bases 232 to 624 code for a protein of 130 amino acids. The record is from RefSeq and is a predicted model, not a curated record. The transcript is spliced from 3 exons.
UCUUGUUGUCCUAGGCGCCGGGUCUUGUUGAAUCAUGCGCGGCGGCAAGAAACUAGCCAAAGAUCAGGCAUCAAUACCCGCUUCCCAACAUGGCACGAGAUCCAGUGCUUCCUACCGGGGAACAACAACUGAUGAGACAUUCCCCGUCAUCUCUCGCUUCCAAAUCACAAUUAUCCUCAUUUCUUACAUUGUUUCUCUGCCUCUCAUUCUCUAGACAGACUCAACAUUGAUAUGGGAACAGUGCCUAACCAUAAGCCGCUAGACAACUGGACACACGACACUGGCCCCGGAAAAGGGCAAACGAUAGGCCAAACAGUUUCUCGCGAAAAUGAAACCACAAGUUCCAAACUUCAGCCGUCCAAAAAGGUCAAUGCCGUACCAAAUGCUUCUAAGCUUGCUCCACCACAUGCGGAAGCUCCCACAACUCCAGUCCUUAAAACUAUAGAUUUUGUCAGCGACGAGUGUGGCGAGCUAGGCCUGGAUUCGAAGAACAAUGCGACGCUCAUUGGGCGGGUAAAUCCAUUUCUCAAUUCCCAUAGAAAGGCCAAGACUCAAGUCAUCCAGAUUGCCUGUGGCGGCGGCAUAUGCGUGUUGUUGUUUCAAAGGCAGAUAACAAGAUCAUAACAUGAGGGUUUAACGACGACAAGCGCACUCUGAAGAGAGACACCAAGUGGGAUAGUGGGACGGGACGUAGGAUCGGACGAUGACGAUGACGAUGGUCUGAACCCUCACCAGUCUAUCCCCGCAGCAGUUUGCGAUGAUCAUUUCCCGCCCAACAUCAAGUUUGCGCAAGUCGCUGCAGGUGAUGAUUGAAACGUUGUGCUUACCUGCCAACACUGGCUUGGUGUACGGAUAGGGUUCUUUUCAUGUGGGACACAUGCGAUUUUGCUUCGACCACACUGGAACACUUGUCAGAUCUCAAGACAGGCUAAUACUCGUCCUUGGUUUGAAGGGCAUCACCCAGAUUAUAUAUGGAGCGAAUCGCGUUCUCGCCCUUGACAUGUCGAGCACAAGAUGUGGUCUGGGGUCG